This is a messenger RNA of Cyprinodon variegatus (sheepshead minnow), 653 nucleotides long. RefSeq names its product small integral membrane protein 22 (gene smim22). NCBI's taxonomy places the organism in Eukaryota, Metazoa, Chordata, Actinopteri, Cyprinodontiformes, Cyprinodontidae. The coding region runs from base 94 to 342 and encodes 82 amino acids. The transcript is spliced from 4 exons. Gene Ontology annotation, biological process: regulation of cell population proliferation. The record is from RefSeq and is a predicted model, not a curated record.
UUCAAUAAAGGUUGUUAUAAAAAAGAGAAGAUCUUUGCACCCGGAAGGAAAAGCCCAGAAUGAGGAGAAGCGCCUCUCUCUACAGAGCAGGAGAUGGAUGACAGAAACCUUCAGCAGGACUUUGAGGACCAGUUCAAUGAUGUGGUCUCCAGACUGCAGUCCAAGCAGAUGUUCCAGUCUGAUUGGGACAUCGCUUCGUUUGCAGUUUUCUUCAUCUUCAUCGGUGUGGUCCUCACUCUGGUCAUCCUGGUCCUGAUCCGCUGCUGCUGCUGCUGCUGCUGUGAUGAUGAAAAGCCUCGCAGGAGAAUGGUUGGCAUAGAGAACUACGGGCUGCAGCCCUGAGUACCGACCCAGUCAUGGAGCAGAACCUGCAAACCGCCUUCCUGCUGCUCAGGACACCCAGCUGGAAUUAGAAAGCUUCUUCUUUUUCACAUUAGAUCAAAUCUUGUUUGUUAAAGCCUUGGAAAAGGCGGCACACGUGAUUUUUUUCUCUCCAGUCAAAUCUUUGUGGUUCUUAUUGCGGGCGGGGUAACACCAGAACCGCAGGGAGACGUCGGCUGUCUGCAUUUUUAGAAGCUGUUUAGUUUUUUUUAUUGCUGAAAUGAUUAUAACUGAAUUGAGUUUUUACGUAGAAAUAAAAUGCUUGCUGUGUC